AUGGACACUCGUAUGUCAAAUUUCGGACAACAAAUCAUGUCACAAAGCCCAGCUGUUUCAGCUAGAAGUCCUAUAUAUCCUUUUUUCAAGAUUUCAUCAUCGCCUCCACAAAGUUUUGCCCCAACAAACCUUCAAAUGAAUUAUCCGAAACCUGCAUCAUAUGCAGUUCUCCCGUCUCCUCAUUAUGACAGCCAAUAUUAUUGAAAAACCAGAAAUUCCGUAUAUAACACGGUACUAAAAGAUGAAUUGAAAGACCUAAAAGAGAUUAUGAAAGAAAAAGAAAUCAAUGAAAAAAGGAAAACUCUUAUAGGAAGAGUAAACUCUGUAAUGAGUUUAUUAGAAAGAAAUGAGUCGAAAAAACAGCUUUCACCCCCUCCUCCUCUACCACCACCACCUCCUCCUCCUAUGCAACCCCAAUUUGAAAACCAAUUUACCGAAAUAAUGAAAGCAAUGCAAAAGCAGCAAGAAACCAUUAGCAUUAACAUUAGUUAAGAUUAUAAGACUCGCCUCAUUUUCUCCACCGCUUGCUUAACAGUCCGGAUAUGACCUUCCAUUUUGUUACUUCUCACUAAUAAGGACUAAGACGCUGGGUCACCAUACCGAGCUUCAACAGUUUCAACUUCCAGAAAAUCAAAAUCGAAUUUUCUGGUCAUCUGCUAGCUAAAGAUGGAAUUUUAAAUCCCAGGACGCAGUACCUGGUAUCCCUCCGUGAAACGUUUCCGAUUGGCCAGGAGCAGUCUCGCUGGAUUUCUGGGGCUCCCUUUCCAAUCCUACACUCCGUCUCCUCAUGGGGUAAAAACUAUGGCCUGAAGUGAAACAUGCUGUUGGCGUUACGCAAGUAAACCUGGCCUGAUGCACACCCUGAAUGCUAUCCUCCCUUCCAUAAGGUCCUCAGCUCAGCUCAAGCAGGUGCAGGUAUUAACUCCCCCCCCUCCGUGAGUGAACAAAAAAAUUUUGUUCACUCUAAUUUUUUUUUUUUAAAACAAUUUAUAUAUAAAUUUUAUAAAAAAAUUUUUUUUUCGAAAUUUCAAAAAAUCCUAAUUUGCAAAAAUUGGAAAGCAAAUAUAAAUUUAAUUUAUAAAAUUUAUGUUUUAAAAUGCAAUUCGUUCAAAAUUAAACAGAAUUAGCUCUAGAUUUCAUUAUACUAAUUAUCAUUUAUAUAUCAAAAUUUUUUCCAUAAAAUAUUUUUCUAUUAAAAAAUUUUUGUUCACUCACGGAGGGUGGGUUUUUUGGGCAAAAAAUAGCGAUUUUUCUAAUGGUUUUGUUCACUCACGGAGGGGGGGAGUAAGAGGAUGAAUUGGCUCACUGCUUCAUUUUAAUUUAUAUAGCAGCAAGAAACCAUCACAGAAAUGGUAAAAGGCAUGCAAACUCAGCGACCCUAUAAUAUGCCUCCUAAUGGGUACGAAUAUGGAAGAAGGGUACCUUCAAGAUCUCGUUCGCCUCCAUUGAGCAGCCUACAAUCUCCUAAACACAAUCCAGCUCCUUCUAUUGAUGAAUUUCUUGAUAACGAAGAUGAAGAAAAUAAAAGGUAUCUAGAAGAACAAAAAAAAUAUGAAUUCAAUCCUAAUAUGUCAGUUGAAGAAAAAGCCAAAUUAUAUCAGAGAUUGAAAAAAGAACGUAUGAAUAAAGAAACUGAAGCAGCCAAACAAAAACUUAGAGGGAUUUCUAGAUUAAGAGGAUAUGUAUUGGGCGUUUUAUUUCCUAUUUUAACUUAUUCAUCUGUUCUUAAAAGAAAAGGAUUAAUGAAAAACGAUGCUAUUAAAAAUAUGAAUGACUCAAUAACCCUCUACUUAGAAGUCGCCCAGUCCUGAGUACUCAAAGCAUCUAGAGUUACAUUGACUUCUAUACUGAAUGAUCCAAAUUUAGACUUAGACAUCACUGGAAAAGAUAAUUGGUGGAAUAAAGGAAAGCCAGAUGCUUUAAAUGCAAAACUUCUGAAAUUACAAGUAAGAGUCAGGGGCUUCUUAGAUGGAUUAUUAGAGCACACAAAUGAAGAAGAAAUGCCACGCCAGCUGAGGUUAUUUAUAGACAAACUGACUUCUAAUGGUGCAUAUAUACCUCAGGAGUACCUUCUAGGCUUUGAGAAGGCUAGGCUUAGUUUUAAUCAUUUUGGAGCCCUGACGAACCAAACUGACGAAAAAAAGUGGAUGAUGAUUGCUUUUUUCUUUAUUACAAGGAUUUUGAUUAAGGAGUUUCUGUUGAACCCUUCAGCACAUAACUUGCCUAUCAGAAUGAACUCAAGAGCUCCGAAGUAAUUUUUAUUUAGCAACUUGAAGGUUUUAGCUUCAAUACUACAGACUUUAAUUCUAACAAAGUUUACAAGAACUUCGAGAGAGCCACAAGAUGCAGUUGUCGAUGAAAAUGAGAUUUUAAAUAGAAAAAAGUCAAUGAAACUGGGACCUGUAAACAUUAUUUAGAGAAACAACGACAGUGUCUCACAUUUACUGCUAGCUGUCCCUGAAAUUGAUACAGUGUAUAAAAUAUUAAAAGAUUUCUUUGUAGAAAUGCAAGAUCUUAUGAUCGAAUGGGCAGACCGGGUGGUUAAAAUAUCAACAGGCGCUAGAUACACGCUUUAA
Blepharisma stoltei is the source of this 2576-nucleotide messenger RNA. Lineage: Eukaryota; Ciliophora; Heterotrichea; Heterotrichida; Blepharismidae. The record is from the annotation of a GenBank genome assembly.